Messenger RNA from Thecamonas trahens ATCC 50062, 1641 nucleotides. RefSeq names its product ATP-binding cassette superfamily protein. The record is from RefSeq and is a predicted model, not a curated record. The transcript has a single exon. Lineage: Eukaryota; Apusomonadida; Apusomonadidae. The coding region runs from base 1 to 1641 and encodes 546 amino acids.
AUGACCAAGAUGAGCGCUGGCAUGUUUGCGGCAGUUGUGGCGAUGGCGGUGGUCCUCGCCUCUUCGGCGGACGGCUUUGAGGAGCUGACACUGACACUGCACGGAUCAGGGACGACCAACCCGUCGCGGCUGCUGUGGCUGACCGACUCGCUGGUGACGGCGCGGUCCAAGGUUCCCAUCCACGCCACGUACCGUGCGGUGGGCUCGUCUGCAGGACGGAGCGAGUUUGUGAACAACUUGAACGAUUACGCUGCGUCUGAGCUCCCGCUCUCGCCGAGCCAGUCCUCCGAUGUGGCGAGCGACGGUGAUGUUGCGCUGCACUUUCCGCUCCACAUCGGAGCCAUCGGCGUGUUUGUCAACCUUCCGACCGGGAGCAGCAUUGCGCCGGGCGCGGCGGUUAACCUGACGGCAGCUGCAGCUGCGGGCAUUUUCUCGCGAACCAUCACCACGUGGGACGAUGCUGCCAUUGUGGGCGUCAACCCGGGGCUGACGGUGCCUGCCGGCGCGGCGAUCACGGUUGUGCAUCGUGUCUUUGGCUCGUCGUCGACCUCGCUGCUUGCGGAGUUCCUCAACGCCGCGGCGCCCUCGCAGUGGCUUGUCCGCUCGUCGGGCGGCGAUGCCGUUGCUGCUGUCCUCGACUGGCCGGCCGACACGGUCGGCGUCGAGGGCUCGAGCCAGAUGGCGGCCAAGGUGGGUUCCACGCCCGGCUCUAUCGGGUACAUGGACGCUGGCCACGGGAUCGACGCUGGCCUCGCCGAAGUUGCGUUGCAGAACGCGGCCGGCCUGUUCCUCACCUCGGCCAAGGCCGACAUUGCCGCCGCAGCCUCGGUGGCGCCGCUUCCGGCCAGCUCGGCCGACGCCUGGGACUCGGUCACGCUCGUCAAUCAGCCGGGCACCACGACCUGGCCCAUUGUCUCGUUCACAUACCUUCUGCUGCGGCAGAACCAGACGCGGGGCGAUACCAGCGGCGAUGUGGUGUACGGCCAGCACCGCCAACAGCCGGACUCGGGCGCGCUGCUCAAGGCAUACGCCGAGUUUCUCUUCUCCACUGAGGGCCAGGAGCUCGCGGCCAAGUUUGGGUUCACCAAGCUCCCGCAGACGGUCAUCGACCUCAAUGCUGCCGGCCUCGCCACCAUCAGGCUCCAUCCGGACGUCCCUGUCUUUGCCUUUGAGGAGUCGACCGACACCGUCAACGGUGCCAAGGAGCGGACCAUCUCGGUCAAGCGGAAGAGCUACGAGCUGGUGGCGCUCGACGACCACGACGCCCAGCUGACGGCGGCGGCUGCGUCAAUCGAUGCCCUCACCACCAAGGUCGCUGCUCUCGAGGCGUCGGCUAGCUCGGGCUCGGGCACGGCGGCUAUGGCCUCGUCAUCGGGCUCGUCGUCGGACGACUCGACCACCGCCAACGUCGCCCUUGCCGUUGCCGCCAUCGCCAUCAUCUUUGCCCUCGCCGCAGGCAUCGUUGCCGCGCUCACCCUCCGCAAGCUCAGCGAGCUGCGGGCGGUCAUCGAUGCCGUCAACGACUCGCUCGUCCCAGGCAAGCGCUCGAACAAAGCCUCGCACAAGUACGUCAAGAACGAGCUCUCGCGCUCGGCCUCAUCGGUCUACUCGGACGUCGAGCUCCGCAACGUCAACGUCUAA